Morone saxatilis (striped sea-bass) is the source of this 492-nucleotide messenger RNA. RefSeq names its product deoxyhypusine hydroxylase/monooxygenase (gene dohh). Lineage: Eukaryota; Metazoa; Chordata; Actinopteri; Moronidae. Gene Ontology annotation, biological process: peptidyl-hypusine biosynthetic process. Gene Ontology annotation, molecular function: deoxyhypusine monooxygenase activity. The record is from RefSeq and is a predicted model, not a curated record.
GGCCUACAGUGCUCAAGUGCUCUGUUCCGUCAUGAGAUUGGCUACGUCCUGGGUCAGAUGCAGCACCCGGCAGCGGUCCCAGCUUUGUGCGCAGCUCUGGAACGUUCAGGCGAGAAUCCCAUGGUCCGACAUGAAGCGGCAGAGGCUCUGGGAGCAAUUGGUGAUCCUAUGGUUCUGGACUUACUGAAAGAGUACAGUCAGGAUCCUGUGAUAGAGGUUGCAGAGACGUGUGAGUUGGCUGUUCGUCGGUUGGAGUGGCUGCAGAGUGAAGGAGAGAAACAGUUGGACAGUGAAAACAUAGAUAAGAACCCCUACUGCUCUGUAGACCCAGCCCCUCCAGCAGCAAGGAAGUCUGUAUCAGAGCUGCGCUCCAGCCUGUUGGAUGAGAGUCUGCCACUCUUUGAACGCUAUCGUGCGAUGUUUGCCCUGCGUAACCUGGGCAACGAAGAGGCUGUGCUGGCACUUGGAGACGUGAACUUCCAUUACAGUUAA